UACGAUAGCCGAAGUUACCUUAUUCCUUAUCUUAUAUAUAUCUGCCUCUACCGUUAUUCAUUACCAACCACCCAAAUAUCUCUUUAUCUGAACUCAUCUCCUCCUCCAAAUUCUGUGUGUGCGCGUUGAAUCAUGGCCUUGAAUGAGCAAAAAGAAGAAAUUCAUGUGCUAAUGGUGGCAUUUGCCGCUCAAGGUCACAUUAACCCUUUGCUUAGACUAGGAAAACGCCUUGUCUCUAAAGGCCUGCAUGUCACCCUUGCAGUCACAGAAGUAUUUCAGCAACGUAUGUUCAAAUCUUCCUCCAUCACCACCACCAAUUCCAUCUCCGGAAUCCAACUACUAUUCUACUCUGAUGGCUUUACCAUCGAAUAUGACCGCAAGGCCAAUAUUGAUCUCUACAUGGAGACCCUAAGUAAAUUUGGACCCCUUAGCCUCUCAAACCUCAUCAAAAAUCGCUUCCAUGGUGAACAUAAAAAACUUUCUUGCAUCAUCAACAAUACUUUUGUGCCAUGGGUAGCUGACGUUGCUGAAGAGCAUAAAAUUCCAUGUGCCAUGCUAUGGAUCCAACCUUGUGCUCUCUAUGCCAUUUACCACCACUUUCAUAACAAACUCCUCCCAUUUCCUACUCCUACAAACCCAGACAUGAGUGUUCAAUUACCAGGCUUGCCAUUGUUGCACACACAUGACCUACCAUCAUUUGUUCUUCCAUCAAAUCCAUUUGGUAGUGUACCAAAGCUAUUCGCCCAAGUGUUCAAAAACUUGAAGAAGCUUAAGUGGGUACUGGGAAACACAUUCUAUGAGCUUGAGAAGGAAGCCAUUGAUUCCAUGGCUGAGCUUUGCCCAAUACGAGCUGUUGGUCCACUAGUCCCUCCUUCCAUACUUGGUGAAGACCCAAAUCUCGAUAUUGGCAUAGAAAUGUGGGAGCCCCUAGAAUCAUGCAUGGAUUGGCUCAAUCAUCAACCACCUUCGUCAGUUAUCUACGUUUCAUUUGGGAGUAUCAUAGUGUUAUCAGGUAAGCAGUUAGUGAGCAUUGCAACAGCCUUAAAGAACAGUAAUCGUCCAUUUCUUUGGGUGUUGAAACGUUCAGAAGUGCCAAAACCAGAAGGUGAAGAAGAAUUCCCACCAGGGUUUUUGGAAGAAACAAAAGACCGAGGCCAUAUAGUAACUUGGUGUCCUCAAACAAAGGUUUUAGCUCACCCGUCUAUUGCAUGCUUUUUAACACAUUGUGGUUGGAGUUCCUUGCUAGAAGCCACAGCUACAGGUGUGCCAAUGAUUGCAUAUCCUCAGUGGACUGACCAGCCCACAAACGCAAAGCUUAUUGCUGAAGUUUUAAACGUGGGUGUGAGGCUUAAGCCAGGGAGUGAUGGGUUUGUGGCAACCAUGGAAGUAGAAAGAUGCAUUGAAGAAAUUAUGACUGGGCCGAGAUCUGAGGAAUUCAAGAAAAACGUGGCGGAGUUCAAGCGGGCGGCACGUGCGGCGGUAGCCGAUGGUGGGUCCUCAGACCGGAAUAUCCAAGAUUUUGUGGAUGAGAUUAUUGGCCAUUCUCGUGGGAGUCUUUGAUGUGUUGUGUAGCAUGUGUUUAGGCCGUAAGGAAGAGUCUAAAUUUUCUAUCUCAUAUAUUGUGUUUUACUCAUACUCUAUAUCGUUGUCCUAAUGAAUGACGUGUAGUGGGACAGUAAGGCUAGUGGUCCAGUUCUCCGGAUUAAAGUCUUUAAGGACAAUGAUAUAUAUGUUAUAGUUACGUGCUAGAAACUUCUUGUAAUAACUAAUAAUGCCAUGAAUCUUGGACAUGUAAUAUUUAUAAUGAAUCAUGGAAAUGCAAUAAUUAAGAAAAA
This is a messenger RNA of Quercus lobata, 1835 nucleotides long. Its product is annotated as limonoid UDP-glucosyltransferase-like. Bases 133 to 1560 code for a protein of 475 amino acids. Gene Ontology annotation, molecular function: quercetin 7-O-glucosyltransferase activity; quercetin 3-O-glucosyltransferase activity. The transcript has a single exon. The record is from RefSeq and is a predicted model, not a curated record. NCBI's taxonomy places the organism in Eukaryota, Viridiplantae, Streptophyta, Magnoliopsida, Fagales, Fagaceae.